GUAACACCCUCAAAAAUCACAAUGUGGUAUUUAUUUCACUAAAACUACUCGACAAAAACCAUUAUGAACUCCACAAAUAACCAAUUUGCAGCUAAUACGACUACCAACCUUGUGUUGGCUGGAACGACGUGUGUUCUUUCUAUGCUUGGAACGAUCUUCAUCAUCGUCACGUACGCCAAAUGGGUUACCAUCCAGACAGCGUCUCGUAAAAUUCUCCUUUACAUCUCGGUGUCCGACUUCUUCCUGGCUUUGGGGAACUUUGUAGGCAUUUUCGUAAAGUGUGAAAUCAUUUGUCUAGUUCAGAGUAUUGUAGUAACCUUCUCUUCUCUCUCCUCGUUUUUUUGGACUGUUUUUAUGGCAGUAUAUCUAUACUAUGGAUGUUCACGAAGGAAAGUUAUCACACGCGAGACACUCUUUUGUAUUUUCUACAUCAUUGGUUGGGGAGUACCUUUUCUUAUUACAGCUAUAGCAGCUUGGACGGCUAAGCUGGGGUAUGACGCUGAUAUUGUGACUUCUGGUUGGUGCUGGGUCAGUGUAGAGUUGAGCUGGAAUGAGAUGAUCAUUUGGAUGCUAAUAACUGGAAAGUUCUGGGAGAUUCUGGCGUAUUUUAUCAUCACUGUGAUGUACAUUUUGAUCAAGAAGGCUGUCAGGCGUCAGUUUCGUGAACAAGGUUUGCUGGACGACAAGGAAGAAAAAGCCAAACGAAUCGCAGAAAUGAAGUUGAUCGUCGUGCCACUUGUGUUCAUUACUCUUCACAUCUGGGGAACUGUUCGCUUCUUUAUCUUUGAGAAAACUGGGCCAGCAGUUGAAUUGCCCAACACUUCGUGGCUCCUCUAUCUCCAGGGCAUUGGAGACAAUGGUCAAGGCUUUGCUAACUUCCUAAUUUUCUGUUUCUGUACGGAAAAAACGCAGGAGUUCCUCAAAUCUUGCUGUAGAAAGUGUCUCUGCAGACGUCACCGUAAAAGAGGGCAUAAGAAUGUUCCAAAACAACAGGUAAUCACGCCAAGUUCUUCUCGUGUUACAAUUGAACCGAAAGUAAAGUAUGACCCAACAGACUAUGACUAUGCAGACCUCGGCUAGUCUGGCCAGCUCUUUAGGAAAAAUAACUAUAUUUAGGAUCACCAGUCAAGGUUCGCUGUGGUCACAGCGCCAGUCUUGCUUCUCAUAUUUCGGUACCAUAGCUGCGUCGUGCCAACGACACUAGAGUGAUUUAGCAUCAAGACGCGAACGUCAAAAGACGACGGCGCCAGCGCAAUUUUCGUGUGCGCGCCGUCCUCAACGUGAUUCGAUUGACGUCCUCAACAGGACGCCAUUUGCAGCAUUUUUACGUUCUGCCGAGGACUCAACUACGCUGAGGACGGUGCGCGCACAAAAAAUUACCCUCGCGUCGUCGUCUGUGACGUUCGCGUCUUGAUGCUAAAUCUCUCUACUGUCGCCGUAUGACUUCCCAGAAUAGAUGCGGCUUCAGGGGUCGCUUUUAGGGUCAAGAUAAUAUUUUUAUUUCCAGUCCAGACCUGGAUUCACUUUUCUCAGUAACUAAUUAAAGGCGCCGUUUAUAUUCAGGUAGGGUGACCCUACUACGACUAACUCUUUUGUUUUUGCUGCCAACUGGCAAAGAAAACGAGUCCAUAGAACUAGGACUACCUUACCUUCAUGUAAAUGGAAUCGUUUUUGUUUCAAGCAUGAAAUCAUCACGAACACGCGAGAUAAAAACAAAACCGACCCGUCCCAGCUUUUAGUAUUGACGACUUAAAACAAAUCACACUCAAAUACCUUACCUGACUUCACAGUCAUUGAUUUUAGCGGUUUCUGUGACUAGUUGGACCCGGAAAUACGUCAAAAGAUCCUAUUCAUGAUAUCGUUCAAACGAACUGGUCAAAUAAACAAAAUUAAGGAUUCAA
This is a messenger RNA of Actinia tenebrosa (Australian red waratah sea anemone), 1901 nucleotides long. Its product is annotated as G protein-coupled receptor 157. Gene Ontology annotation, biological process: cell surface receptor signaling pathway; adenylate cyclase-activating G protein-coupled receptor signaling pathway. Gene Ontology annotation, cellular component: plasma membrane. The record is from RefSeq and is a predicted model, not a curated record. NCBI's taxonomy places the organism in Eukaryota, Metazoa, Cnidaria, Anthozoa, Actiniaria, Actiniidae. Gene Ontology annotation, molecular function: G protein-coupled receptor activity.